CAGGGUGGGGAGGCUCCUUGGGAACCAGAGGGAACCAGAGGUGGAGCUGUCUUCAAGGAUCACCUCAGAGUGGUUCAGGCUUCCAGGAUGGCGUGGGUGACACACGGUCACUCCCGGUGACCCCCAGCCUCUUGUGCCGGCCCAGAUCUGCUGCGUGGCACUCUAGGAGGUUGCAGAAGUUCCUCAGCCUUUUCCAGGCCCCCAGUUACGGCAGCCCUAGUCUCCUCUCUGGGACUUCUGAUCUCUUGUAAAUGUCAUCCCCAGGGAAGCCAGGAGCCCUAGCAGACUGGGACACCAGGCUGGGCCGUGUCCCUGGGCUGGAUUCGGGUCCUGCUGGCUGUGGCAGUCCUGGCGUAGGGAGGUCUGGGGGGCCUCAGGUUCCAGGUGGGGCCUGGGCUUGGCAGCCUUUCCCUAGGUCAGGCGCUGUAUAAAAAGCCCCAGGAAGGGCAGGGGUGUGGCCCCGUGACAGAGAGCCUUCCCGGCACGUGGGAGGGCCUGGCUUCCACCCCCAACCCCCAAAAUAAAACAAUAAAGACUUAGGUUUUCUUCAUGCCACCUAGAACCAGGGGACUUUUGCUGUCAGCUCAUCUCUGGGCCACAUCCCAAGACAGAUUCCCGCAUCUCCACACCUGUCCCUAUCAGCCACGCAGCAGAGGACUCACGGGCACUCACAGACCUCAGGGGGAGGCAGGGUCUCCCUUCCCCACUCGACCUCAGGACCAGCUGCGCCCCAGACCAGCCACACGCAGAACCCAUGUCCACCCGCCACGCUGCCUGCCGGGCAGGUUCAUGGAACCCCUGGGGUGUGUCUCUUCGAGCUCCCGGGGAGGAGGACGCAAGCCAGGACUCCUGGCUUUGGGGGACAUCUGGGAGUGCUGGUGGGAGCCCCCGCAGGAGUUGAAGGGCUCAGGCUCUGUCGCUGAGUGACACGGGGUUAUUAUGCUGUCAUGGGGACACCUGGAAUUCUCUCCCACCCCACUGAGGGGCAACUCAUUAGGAAGCCCCCACCCCCGCCAUUGCCAGCUCAGGGCCUGCACCCACUGUCCCCACCCAGUUUCAAUGACCGUCCUGAGGGCUUCCACUGUAGGCCAGGGGGCCAGCACAGGCCAACAUCCAGAGCCAGGCAGUGGCCAGCCUGUCCAGCACGGUGAUGGGCCCUGGGCUGUAGACCUUGAGGCCACCAUGUGAGCACACCGUCAGGCUGAUGGCGGCUGGGGCUCGCCCUGGUGCUCACCCACCUCGGCUACUGGCCAUGCCAACCCCAGUCUUGGGCAGGCUGCCCACCUACCUUCGGAGAGCACUCCAGCCCUUCCCCAAGGAGAGCCAGCAGCAGGGCCUCUGGUCUGUCAGGACCCUGGGGAGAACGGAGAGCAGGAAGACCAAGCCCAGGGAAGACAGUCUUGGUCUACCUGCAGCCGAGGAUGACCUCAUAGCUGACCUGAGGUGGCCCGGGCCCUCCCAGCAGCUGGGCUUUCAUGGCACGAUUCCUCACGUGGUCUGGUCUGAUGACAUGGAGGAGCCAAGCCCCAGUAUGGAGGCCUGCAGCUUGCCCCUGUGGGCUGUAAACCAGGAGGACAGGGACGGGGACAGUUCGGUGUCAUCGGGCCGCAUUUCUGGCUCCUCUGGGGGCCAUGAAUCAUGUGCACCUCCCCGAGGGCCCUGGAGGGAGAGGCCGCCCCAGAUGCUAGGUCCCCGGCGGCAUCCCAGAAAGAGCAACCCACGGCUGGAGCAGCUAAGGGACAAGAUCCGGGCGCAGACGCAGUGGCAGGCCAGCUGCGCCUCCUUGGGCACCUCAGCACCCUCCAGUGCCUCGCGCCUCUACAAAGCUGCGUCGCCAGCACCCAGGAGCAAGACCCGCAAGGCGACAAGCUCCCUUCCAGCCCCUACAAGAUGCCCAGGCUUCAGCGACCUGCAUGCAGCUGAGCCCAGAAUGGAAGACAUAGUACUCUCUGGCCUGGGGCACGAGCUCUCCCAGGUCACCCAGCGGGAGGCUUCAGUUCCAAGGGAAAAAACUAAGAGGACCAGAAACAUCUCUUGGAAAAGGGAGAAACCUGCCCAGUCGCUCUGCCCCAGCGGACCAGCCAAAGGCAAAGAUUCUGAGUUGGUUGGUGUUCACGCCUGGAGAAAAGGACAAGCCCUGGUGAGGCUGCUGCUUGGGCCCCCUCCUGCCCGCCCCAGGCUCCAGAGCAAGGCACCCUCGAGGGACUGGGCCCCCAGCGUGGAAUUAGGAGACAGCAAGAGAGCCACAGCCACCCGGGGCUCGCCCAUCCACGCCUGGCUCCCCAGGCCUGCCUCUGCCGGCAGUGACCAGCGGCUCUCCGAGAUCACACCCAGCCUGACUUCCCAAGAUCAGCCAGAGACGGUCCAAACCGCUAUGGCUAUCCUGAAAGACCUCCGGCAGCAGAUCCAGGCCGGGCUGGAAUUGGCCCGCAGCCCCAGGGACAGACCGAAGCUCAGACCCGCUAAAGCAGAGCCGCAGAGUCCAGCAGGGAGGCAGCAGCGGGACCCCCCAGGCUCCCGGGAUGUGCAGGGCUCCUUCUCCAAGAGCUCUUGGGCCAUGACAGAGGGGAAGUGCUCCUCUUUAGAGAGGCCCAGCAGUUCCUGCCUCCAGCAGCCCUGGCAUACCUUAGCCAAGUGGGAGUCCUAUCCACAGAGGGCCUGGGUGGCCCAAGGAAGAGACCCCCCUUUCCAGAGGUCAAGAAAAAACCCUGACAAGCUGGACACUUUCUCACGGCGGCCCUGGAGCACCUCUGGUGGACAGACCUGUCAUCAGAGGGCCUGGGCGGCUUGUGAAGACUUGGAGCCCGCUGUCUCCAGACCCUGGAGCUCUCUGGAGAGGCCACACUCUGUCCCCCAACAGCCCUGGAGCAGCUCCUUUGGGCAAAGGACUGCCCCCCCCAGUAAGCUCAGAGCCGCUGUCCCCCACUCUUUGGGAACCAAGCAGGCCUGGUCGAGGCCCAGCCAGGGCCACCCUCAGAACCUAUUGGGGAAGGAGCAAGAUUCGAGCUCAUCUGGGUCCUGCCCAAGGCUCCGGGCGCCCCUGUGCCAGCCGCACAGCUCGGAGUCCUUACGGGACUUCAUGCGCCACAAGGCCCAGGCCUGGCGGCAGCAGGCCCUGGAACGAAAGGCCGUGGCUACGCGCACUCUGGAGCUGAGGAACCACAGGCUACAGGAGGUCUACCGGAAGCAGAGGGAGGCGGUGCUGGGCAAGGCCGUCCCCGUGGUCUCCCAGACCAACCCUGGCAUUGUCACCUUUGUGCCCAGUUCUGCGAGGUCCGGGGGCCUGGAAGCCCCUGGGAACCUGGCAUCUCCUGUGCUUCAGUGGAACAAGGUGACAUCUGGCAAGGUACUGGGGGCCCAGGAGGCCCCAGGCAGCUUCUGUCUGUGUUUGAACAGAGCCUGGGACCACACUGAGACCCUGCAGACCGGAACCGGCGCCCCGCUGCUGCUGUCCACCGCUUCCUCCCUGGGCCCCCUGCACCUCCAGGACCUCUCCCGGGGGCUCUGCGUCUACCUGGACCCACAAGAGGCUGACCGGCUGGGCUCCUCAGGCCCCCUGCAGUUCCAGUACAAGCAGGCCCGGCUGCAGGCCUUGGAGACCAUGGCCAACGUGCUCAAGCAGCGCAUUGACAUCCUGACCACCAAGCUGCGCGGGGCAGAGGCCUCGGACACUGCCCUGGACUGGCCACCCGUGGGCCCCAGCUCUGCACCUGCUGCCCUCACACUCACUGCCACGGCCUGCCCCAGUGCCUUGAUGCCCAACAGAGAAACAGGGACACCCCAGGACUGGGCUGGCCUGCAGGCCAAGCCCCUCAUCCCCUCCUCCUGCUUCCUUAAUGAUGACCCAGAGCUGUGGAACCCGAGCUGGGAGACACAAAGCGUAAGCCCAAGGGCCCGCCACCAGAGCCAGCCCCAAGGUGUGGAACAGAGACUCUGGGAGCUGGAGAAGAGGCUGCAGAGAGAUUCGGAUUCCUUCAGGUCCCUUGGUGCCCCCUUAGGGAGCUCGCGCAGGGUGCCGGCACGGGGCCCCACCUGCAGCUCCCUUUGUCUGGAGGACGUGCCGGUGGCCAGAGGGCCAGGCUUGGUAAUGCCCUGGAGCACCUGGAGCUGCGGUCAGCAGGAGCCUGGGGGCCUGCCUGCUGGAGACCCACAUAGCGGGCACCUGGCUGACUUGGAGCAGAAGUCCUCAAGCUUUCUUGAGUCACUGAAGGCCUGGGCUCUCAUGCAGCUGAACCAGCAGAAGCAGGCACAGGGACUGGCCCUUCUGCAGCAGCAGGCGGAACAUGAAGUCUGGGAGACACAGAUGGCCCUGGACGAACUGCUCUUCAAACACCAGCUCAAGGGGCUGAUGGAGAAAGACUCAGCCCAGCCCAGGCCAGGGACAGCUUCGAAGCUGGAGCAGCUGCAGAUCUCUGGGGACUCAGAGCCACAAACAUUAUCUGGCCCAGCCUCGCCCUCAACCAGAGCACCCUCAACCCUGGGUGGAGAUGCCGCCCUGGGCCCCCACGUGCCUGAGGAAGGACAAGCCAGUGGGGCAGGUCAGGAAGCUUCUGCAGAGGUGGGAAAGCCCGACCCAGCCCCCUCCCAGCUGCCUUUGACCAGGCUUUGCCCUCUGGACAGCCCUACCCACCAGGGGAACGCUUCGAGGCCCAGAAGUGCCCAUGCCGCAGCUUCCAGACCGUUCAGCCUCUUCACCGUCGGGAUGCUGGAGCAGAGCCUGCAGGAGGAGAAGCUGUGCCCACUGCACCAGGCCGAGUUGCAGCGCCUACGCGACAUGGCCCUCGAGGAGAAGGAACGUGCCCAGCUGGCUUGCAUGAAGCACGAGUUAGGGUGUCUGGCUUUGAGAAAGCGGCCCCAGGCAGUGCAGAAAACCCUGUUGGAGAGGCCGCAGCGAGCCUUCAGCAGGCGUGAGAAAGAGCAGAGGGAAAUCCAGCACUUGAGGGCUUUUCACCUGUCCAUGCACCAAGACAGGAAGCAGCUCGCACAGCAUCAGAAGGCCGUCCUCACAGCGCAGAGCUCUGCCACCUGCCCUCGUCAGGAGCUGCGGUCACAGACCCAGCUGCCACAGAAUUCCAGCCCUGAAGUCCAGGCCACCGUAGAGAAGGGCUCUGAGCCUAGGCAACGACUGGAGGGAGACCUCUGCCCGCUGACAGCACCCAGGCCUCACAGACCCACCAGCCAAUGUCCCCAGAGAAACCCUGAAUGCUCAAAAGUCUCACAGCCUCCCUCUGUGCAGCUGGAGGAGGCACCCCCUGAGACAGCUUCCCAUGCUGAUGGUCACCUGCAGCCUCCAAGGUCUGCAUGGGGAGAGGUCACGCCUGAAGCCAGCCACCCACUGGUGGAGAGUGGCAGCCAAAUGGACCAAGGUCUGGGGCUCCCUGCAGGCCAUCCAAGGUCUGUGACUCUCAGGACUGUGUCUUCAGAGCCUGGGGAGCAGCCUCGUGUCCCCGUGCUGAACAUUCUGAGCUUCGGACAGCUGCCAGGCCCAGACUUUCCCAUGCAGGCUGCAGAGGUGGAGGGGAGCACCCCCAGAGCUCAGCCCAAGCCACAGGAAGCAAAAGAGCCACCUGCAGGAGACUCUCAGACCAAGCCAAGGAUCGCCUUAGCAGAAGAGAGUCCCCCAGCUCCAACAGACAGCCCCAGGUGGAACUUGGUGGAACACAGUCAGCAGCCUCAGGGCGGAGAGGGCUCCUGCAGUCCCCAGGAAGCCAGAGUGGCUGAGAGCAGCACAAGCCAAGAAGGGGCAGAAUUGGGGCUCGCUGUGGCUGGGAGCCCUGUGGGGGAGCCCCAGGAUGUGGAGAACUGGCAGCCAGGGGAGCAGAGGGUAGAGGCCUGUCGGCAGGACCUGGGGGUCCCCUUUGCCUGGCUGGAGACUCCCCGACUGGCUGCCUUCCCAGCUCCUGCAGCGCCUCGCUCAAGCAGCCCCGCACCCCAGCUGGGAGCCCCCUUGGACCUGGACUUGGAGUCUGCCUCCAGGACCUGCUCAGGGUCUUCAGAGGCUCCUGCAUCCUCCCCCACCUCCUCCACAGGCUCUGCGAGUGACCCGUCCUGCUCCUCUCUCCAGGAAUUUCAAAAAGUUUCAGCCACCCUGGUCCAGCUCUCUGACAGCUCCCUUUCCCUGUCUGGCUUGGAAGCUGAGGUCACCCCAGACGCUGACCUUGACCAGUCUGGGGAUCUCUCUGUUCAUGACUCCUGGGAGGAGCUCACCCCACCUUUAUCCUGGGGGCUCCACCAGGGGGACCCUCAGCCGGGUGGCACUCCUGGGGUUGCAGGAUGCAUGUCCUGGCAGAGGCAGGGGGGCAACGGGGCUGGGUCCCUGGGUGUCUCCUCCAUGGAGGUGACCGUGGCAGGAGGCCUAGAGUCCAGGCAGAGCCUCCUGCAGGAAAGCUGGCCACUGUCCCUCCCAGACACCCUCUAUCCAAGGUCAGGGUCAGAGCUGUCAGAAGCCUCCAACCAAAUCUGGGACGAGGACAGCAGGAAGAACCUGUGGGAAGCUGGUGUUGGUGCAGGGCCAGCCUCAGGGAGCUCCUGGCCUGAAGGUGGCUCAUCCGACCUCAAGAAAAGUGGGCAGCCUCAAGUGCCUCUUCCUCUCCUGGGCCCUAGAGAGGGACAGGAAUCUUCUGGAGCCAGCCAAAGCCUCACCCGUGGAUCGAGUAUGGGGAAAACCAAGUCGGCCUCCCCUGAGACCACCAGCCAGGGGCUCCUAUUCCAGACCCCUUCCACCAGUGACUUAGACCCACCACUGUCCUUCCCUCUGGGGACCUCCACCUCUGGAGGGAUGUGUUUCGGCAGAGGAGGGCUGAUCCCUCCCCAGGCCCCCGCUGACUGCUGGGAGGAGCUCUGGGGUGCUGCUGUGAGUCUGACCACCCAGAGGGAACUUCCACAGACCUCGCCGCAGCCCGAGGUCCCUUUGGCCCUGCAGACUCCUGAGGUCCCCAGUGCACUGGACUCUCCAGCUGCCGGGAGCCAGGUGCCUGGGUGUCGGGGGGGUGGAGGCCCUGCUGCCCUGGAGGAGGCCGGUCCCCCAGGUGCCAUUGGCUUCUUGGCUGGGAUCCUGUCUCCAGUUGACAAGGAGCUGUCCUGUGGCAGUAGAGACCUCCUGUCCCCCGCCCACAGGGAUGCCCACUUGCCCCCACCGCCUCCCACCCCUGAAGCACAGAGGGCCAGGGAGGAGGCCUACCCGUGCUCAGAAGACUUCCCCUCCCCUCCCGAGGAGGCCAUGUUUUCUGGGGGCUCAGAGGACACCUCCAUCGCCACUGAGGAUCUUCCUGAGGAGGCUCUGCCAGCAGCACUGUCCCCAGGGCCACAGGGGUUGGGGCUGUGCCUGGGGGUGCCUGGGAAGGGUGGAAGCCUCGAGGGCAAAUUGGGUGAAUCAGGUUCUGCUGUGGGAAGCCAAGCCCUGGGCAGUCAGGGGUUAGAAGCAGCCAGCUGCCCAGGGUCCCCCUUGAGUGAAGGGACAGGCAGUGCCCCUAAGGGGCUCCCAAGGCCAUUGGCACUGACCCUGAGUCUAUCCCAAGUAGCCUGUGUGGCCCAGCAGGUUCUGCUGAGGCCGCUGGUGGCUAGUGACACGGAGGUGCUACUGGACACUCAGGGUGGGCGCCAGGAUCCUGCUCUGGGCUUGGGGUUCUGGGCUGGUGUGGCGCCUGAGGAGUCCCUAGGCCACAUGGGCAGGCCCUGGGGAGGGGUGUGGGGCACUGAGUGUGCGGAGCGUGAGCCAGGGUCAGGGACCCUCUUGGGAGGCCUGGAUGGGCCCCUAUCCAGAAGGACAGCCACACCCCCAACACCCUGGUCUGCAGUCCCAGCAGCCUCUCCCCCCUGCCCAGUGCCCUUGCUGGCCAGUGUUGGCGAGGAGGGGAAGGGAGGCCUGAGCUGCCAGGCAGAGGACCACCCUGGGGCCGAGGACUCAAUGGGCAGAGAGCAGCUCCCUGGGGGACACUCCACCCUGGUCCUUGACUCAGGGCCCUGUGCUGAUCUCCCAGGCUUGGAGAAAGGCGAGGGAGCCCAGGCUGUGGACCUGGUGUCCACCCAGCUCACCAGGAGCAUCCUAUGCGACUCGCUGGCUGUGCUGUCGGGGCUCAUCCCCCAGGGCAGUCCCUAAGGGAGGCACACAAUGUUUGUGAUGCCAUUGUGUAACUGUGUGUGUGUGUGUGUGUGCGCGCGCGCGUGUGCGUGCACAUGUGCACAGGGGCCUUCAGGAGGCCUAGAUAUCCAGGGUAGGCUGGAAAUGAGGCACGCCACCCUGCUGCUGGCGAUGCAGGAUGGUCAUCUGAAACAGCUGCAGACUGGGCAGGGGCUCCACAUCACUUCAGACUGGAUCCAGCUGCAUUUCUUUGGACAGGGUGUCCACAGCCUUGUCAAGGGCUAAAAGGGCCAGACCCAAGUGAUGAAGAAACAUGCUUGCCAAAGAUUGUCCCGGCGGCAAGGACAGGCAAGGAGGUUGGGUGCUCCAGCAAGAACGGCCCCUAACAGCCGGACAGUGUGGGAGUCAGCAGAGGCCAACAGGGGAGGAGAGAGCAGCCGUGGGUGGAAGAAGAGCUGGGGGGUGAGCCUCCCGACUCUUGCCCACUGGACUUGUGACAGCAAGGGUCUUCUGGGUUUACUGUUUCCAGUAUAUAACUUGUUAGCCGGCUGAUGGGCACGUAUGCCUCCCACGUGCCUGAGCUGAGCAAACCAUAGUGGGUGACCACUCGAAGGCCGAAAGUUACUUCCCCUCCACCAGCAAAGCCUGGGGCUUGUCCUCUGGGGGUAGGAGACCUCUCUGGUACUGCAGACUUGUCCAGAUUUCAAAAGGGCUCCUGGGCCACAUCUUUCCUCAGAAGCACAGUGACUGGGUCCUAGCAAGAGACUUUAUGGGUAUGUGUGCGCACACACACCCACGUGCUUGGUCGAGGUCAGCCCAUGCCACCUCCUUCAAUUCCUGGGUGGACCUUCCAGGACAGAAUGACCCAGGUGGCUUCUGCCAGGUCACUGCUUCUGCAAGGAAGCACUGUGUCCCCUCUUCACACGAGCCCCCGCCUUCCUCAGGACAAGGUCCGGGGGAGUGCAGGGCAGUGUUGAUCCAGGCACACAGGUUUCCUAGGUGAAAAGGAGCAUGAGGACACUAGCUAUGGUUUUUUGAAGUGAGUCUCAGAGCCUUGCUGGGCCUCUGUAGGCAGGACAGGGAUACACCGGGGGCAGGCUCAGCACAGACCCCCUGGAAAAUGGCCUGGAGCAUGGGUAAGGGCGAGGACAGGCCUCCCCAGCAGUGACCUCCACUCAGAGCAGCCACCUCCACGGUGUCUGAUGGGCUCUGGUGCUGUCCCCCAGGGAGGAGGAGUCUGGUGCCCUGCAGCCCAGCCAUCACCCCUAGCAGUGCCCCAGCGCAAGUUCCCCGACUCGGACAAGAGUGAAGACUUCCCUGCCCACCCUGCUCCCAGGGCUCAGGAGGAGCAGUGGGACAGGCUGUUUUAAAAGAUUCCAGCGUGAGAACCACUUGAGCUUGGGCUACAGUCUCCCUUGGAAGCUUUGGAAUGAACUGUGCUUUGCAGGAUGGACGUAUACUGACAAGUGUGCCAUUUCUGCAUUUUUGCUAUUUCUGAGUCUUCCCCUCGGUGCAUUCCGGGAAGUGGCUUGUGACCCUAGCAGUUCUUUUACAGAGGAAGCCACUUUCAAGUCUGUUUUCUGACUUCCAACAUUGUCAGGUAUCUUGAGCUGAAGCUUGCAUACAGGAAUCGGCUCUUUGAAGUUACUCCUCACAUCCCAAAGCUGUGUGUGAGUGUGUGUGUGUGCAGGUGUGCACAGGUAUGCACAGGUAUAUACCCAUGUGUGCGUCUUCCAGCUCGCAUUUAUCAUUCAUUCCUCUAUCAUCUCUGUCAUCCAUCUAUAAUCCAUCCUUUGCCAAUUCAUUUCUUAUUUAAGUCAUUAAAAACCAUGUUAGUGGCCAGGCACUGUGGCACAUACCUCUGAGCCCAGUGGCUCAGAGACUGAGGCAGGAGGAUCACGAGUUCAAAGCCAGCCUCAGCAACUUAACGAGGCCCUAAGCAACUCAGUGAGACCCUGUCUCUAAAUAAAAUACAAAAUAGGGCUGGGGAUGUGGCUCAGUGGCUGAGUGCCCCUGAGUUCAAUCCCCAGUACCAAAAAAAAAAAAAAAAUGUUAGUGAGUAAUUUGUACCAAUGGCACCAUUAUGUGACAAGGAAAAGGCAGGAGAGAGAAGCAUCAUACAAUAACUUUGAAAAAACUGCACAGAAAAACACUUAGAAAUGUCAUGUGAUUUCCCAGUAAUAUGUGCCAUUUUGUGUUUUUAGGUAUCAGUUUUAUUUUCAAAAACUCACUGAAUAUUCUAAAAUAUGAAGAGAUUUUUUUCAGAAAAUGAUUUUUUCCUCUUCUUUUUAUACUGGUGUAUUAAAUGUUUGACACUUUUUAUUAAGACAUAAUUCACACACCAUUCAACUCACAAACUGUACAGAUUAUUGGUUUCUAGUUUAUUCCCAAGAUUGUGCAACCAGUUUACUUUGUGAAUUAGGACAAGGGGUGUGGGCCUUAGGGACAUUCCAGUCCCUUGCCAAGGCCUCCAGGUCUCAGCCUCUCCCUCCUGGGGCUCAGACUUCUCCAGCUGUCAGACAGGCGCUCCUUCCUUCAACUGUGCUUGUGGCCCUGGGAGACCUCCAUGCACUUGGGGCUUGAGUGAGACACCUCUCCUUAGUCGGCCUGGCAAGGCCCCCAGGUGCCCCGCCACAGGACAGGAGCUGCCUGGGCCCCCUAUCCAUCUCUGGGGAGAAACCCUUAGAACACCUUUCUAAGGAGCCCCUCCAAGGACAGCCGGGCCCCGAUGGGGCGGGGUGGGGGGGUGAUGCUUAGCAGACGCCUUCUCCAGGGCACCAGCUCCCUGUAGAGGUACGCUCACUGGGAAGCACCAGCCAGGACAGUUGCUUGGUUGUGCACAAGGUACACCACAGCCCACCCCAAAGCAGAGGAGGUUUGGUUUUGCCGUGGGGACAUGUGUUCCUGCCCUGUGUGUGACUUCAGAACAGCUCUCUCAUGAAUUCCCUCCUAGUUUUCUGAACAAAUUAGUCUGUAAUUUUUUAUUUUCCUGUAUUUAUUGCUGACCCUUUGGAUUUAUGAGGCCGUGUGAGGAAUUACAUAUUUUACACAUGCACGUUUGGCAUUGCAAUAAAUCUUACACAUCGAAACCCUGCA
Molecule: messenger RNA, 11176 nt
Organism: Ictidomys tridecemlineatus (thirteen-lined ground squirrel)
Lineage: Eukaryota; Metazoa; Chordata; Mammalia; Rodentia; Sciuridae
Source: RefSeq, a predicted model, not a curated record